CUUUGCCGGUCAAUACUCCACUAGCCGUUUACAGACUGGAUUUCUGUACACGGUCUCGACGACGAGCAGUCGCGCGCGUGUGUGUGCUCUAUCUCUGACACAUGUGUACUUGUGGCAGACAUUCCCCAUAAUCGCACGAUUUUGCCAAACCUUGCGACCCCACGCCGAGUGACCAGGGGGCGAUCGCCGCUGAUAUGCGGUUGUUACGCUUUCGACGUCACAUGGACGACCUGUAGACGCGACAUGAAGAAGAAAUCUUUGCUGCUUUCUUUUUGGAUAUUUUCGUUUACAGUCGCUUACUCAGAAUGCGUGAACGUACAUUUCGAAAACAAAGACGGAGGCUUCUUCCUGAAACAAUCUCCUCGUCAGCAUUUCAUGCCGGCACCGGAACUAAACGGUCCUUCCUCCACCAACGGCUCUCCUCUCUCGACCGAUCGCUUCACCGUGUUCCAAAGCUCGCAGCCUAUCUCAGUCCGCGCCACAUACGGCCCUUUCAGCACGAAACAGACCGUACCGGCGCGCUACGUCGUUCCGGACCCUCUGCCGCUCAACACAACAGGCCCUGCCAUCGACUUGCAAGACCUCGCCACGCACCACUUGGACAUGUCUGCCCACAUCGUCCGGAAUGAGAUCCCGCGGGACUCCCCCGUGCUCCGGGUGCUCUUCCACACCGGAACAGAUCCGGGCGGCCGCAGACAAAUUCUGUUAACACGCCACCACCAGCGCGUGUGUAUCGUGCUCCACGCCACUCUGGGCACCAAGCCGCCCCUCCACGCUGCCUGCAGCCCCGACGGAGAGGACGGCGUGUGUUUGGCGCAAAUUACGAUACCGUCUUCGUGGUGGCCCCCGUUGCCGAGUCCGGAUAAGGACGGAAGGCCGGGCAAAAUCACCAAAACGCCGCCAAGGCUUGUCCAAGUGGCGUAUUCAGUGAUGGAACCGAGGCCUGAAGAUGCGGAAGGUUGCCAUCCCAAAAUGCAAAUACAGCCGUCGACGGUGUUAGGCAGUGUGCCGCUUGUUCCGCCAAAAGGUGCCUACAAGGAGCUCAAACUGACAGAUGCUAUAACGAUGUUAUUGCCGCAUCCGCCGUUGUUUCCCAAGUCCAGGAUGCACGUACCGGUUUUUAUCGACAAGGAGAAGGCGAAAAUGCUAACAGCGAUUGUCAUAAGAGGGAGGGUGAAGAGCGGCGUCCGUUUGUUGGAGGCGGCAUCGGCAGGGGAUCCAGCGUGGAACAUGACAGUGGAUAUCAACCCACGCCACACCGGGGCUUCGGUCACUCUGGUACGCCGGGAGCCUCCGGAUUCGGAAAUUAGCAAUUCGGAGGGAGAAGUAACGGAGCUGUUUACGUGGCUGAUCGAGGUGGGCGAGGACGACUCGGAGCCCUACGAGGGCGCGAGGAUCGUGUGGACGGCGAAGUUCGAGCCCCAUCAGGACGAGGCGGACAACGGGGAGGUCCACCGGACGGAAGGCCGCAAAUCCACCACGAGAUUUGACGUCCAGAAGGACGACAUCCAGGCCGUGGUCCCCAUCAGCAAGAACUGGGAAGUACUAAACACUGCGGUUUUAACUGGUCGCCAGGUUUCUCAAGCAAUGAAAGUUUUUAUAGUGUCCCAAGCUGGAAAAGCUGCCGACGUCACGUUCCAGGCGUCGUGUCAUUCGGAGGACGACAGUGUGUUAAAGGUUUCCUCAUCGUGCAGCUCUGUUUACGUGGACGGAAGUGAGGCCCGCGGUUCCGUUAACGGUUCAGUUCUCGUAAAAUACGGCACUUAUAUUGGCCUCGCCCGCUUCACUGUCUGGAUGCCCGAAUUCCCCUUGGACCUCCAAGUGACCGACACGAGGCUGUCUCAGCUCAAGUCGUGGCGCGUCCCGGAUUACCAUCCCAGGUUAGUCCCGGAUAGCUUUCUUCCGACUUCAUUAAACUUUUACAGCGGUGUUAAAUCCCGCCGGAAGAAGCGAUCCUACGCCAGUAAUUGGGGAGGCUCUAAUCCCCCCGAUGACUUGGGGAAUGUGGUAGAAAAGCCGAUUUGCCGGCUGAGGUAUCAGCAGAGCCCAGUGGACGUUUAUGCCCACUUCAUGGCCGUGGACCACGACUCCGGAAGGAUCAGUUAUCUGAUCAAUCGGAGGACGUGGUUAAGGGUCACGGACUUGGUCUUGCCCUUGUUAAGGGUGAGCGACCCCCGGAUUGCAAGCCUGCACGGGAGGAUACUCCAAGGGCGCAGCAUGGGCCGGACCGAGGUGCAGGUUCUGAGCCCCAUCACGGGACGUGUCAUUGGAGCCAAGGAAAUCAGAGUCGGGAAUGACAAAGUGGGAUUAUCGCGGCUUCUGGUCCAAGUUGUCUCAGGAUUACAACUAAAUAUCUCGCCCGAUAGUUCGAUCGAAAACGGCUACAUAGCCGAGACAAGUGUUACAAGGAAAUUAACAGCUCAAUACCAGGAGGGCCUGCUUGACAUCGAGCUGGAAUUUUCCGAUGGGACUAGAACCCCACUCAGGGAUAUUGCAGACUCGGAUUAUCACCUCGUGGUCGAGAGUCUGGACCCAGAGGUGGUGGCGUUUGCCCCCAUGGUGGCGUCCCACCACCCACGCGUGAUAGCAGUGGGUGAAGGCAACGGAGACUUGCUACAAGUUACUCUAUUGUUAGCUGAAGAAUGUAGAACUAGCAAUAGGCCAAAAAUGAAGGGCGCUGGGCCUCUGGCCACUGCCUCAGCUUCGGUUACUGUAGACUUUACUUCAAGUGACUUACAACACAGGCCCGAUAUUUUACAGAAUGACGGGGGGUCGUAUGGGGGCUCCAAGAGGGAAUUUCAGGACCUCCAGGACAUUUUAAAAGGCACUCCUUUGAAAGACGACGACUCGCAGGAGCCCAACGUGCAGGCCCGCCAAUACCAAGGGGGCAAAGGGGUGCUGCGGCAGCACUCCCCCCAGCACAUGACGCCGCUCGAAAUCAGCAUGUACAUCCUCCUGGGCACGUUCUGCUGCGCCAUCGUUGUUUUCGUGGUAUCGUGCGUGGUCUACGCGUCCAAGUUCAAGGCGGAAGAAGGCGCGAUUGCUCCGGGUGAGAGGGCCGCUCCGGUGGCCCCCGGAAGCCUGGUAGUGCAUCGCAAACCUAGAGAAACCACGACAAACGCCCACGAUUGGGUCUGGCUAGGUCGUGCCACUUUGGACAGUUCGAAUCGAAAUUCCUCAGUUACGAACACAAACGGAAACGAAAUGAGAAUUACAGCGAAUCCGCUCAAUUUGAAUUAUUGCGAUCCGGAUGAUUGUCUAGCGACGAGUUUUAGUAAUCCUAGUCAUAUCGAGCUGCCGAGCUCGUCGCAGGCCGAUAUUAAUUCCAAUAGGCCGAUCGAUAGCAACACCUAUUGCAAGAGCAAGAGUGGAGGCAGCAACAAUGAGGAUCUACAAGUGUGGAACAAACCAACGCCGCCUCCACCGCUCCCCCCGCACGGCGUGCCCCUCCAGCCGAAGCCCCCGCAGCCGGUGGAGGACUACCGGCCCCCUGUUCCGCCCCAUCGCAACAUUGGAGUGACUUCCGAAGCCACCCCUCCCCGCAAGCAUCACCACCACCACCAUCACAGGAACAGCAAACACCAAGACAAGCACCACCACGACUACGGAUGGGCCGUCAACGGCUGGUCCAAGGACCAGGAGGAGGAAGACGAAGACUUAGUAAUGACAGCGAGCCAGGAACCCAUGCGCAGCGUGUUCGAGUUCGACGACGAGCCUCCGAAGGAGGAAGAGAAGCCGGAAGAGGUGAAGCUGCGGAGCAAGCCCCCGAAGCCCGACGAGGAGGAGGUCCAGUUCGUGCAGUACCCGAAGUCGCCGAACGCGAACGGAAACGGGCGCAGCAGCGCGGAGGUGAAGCGCGCCACCAUUGUGGGGAACCCCAUGUUCAGCAGCGCGGACGCGCCCCCUUCCGGCGACCUGCCGGGGCUCGACGACCUGCAGCUGGACAUGGACUACGACCAGAUCAUGCACUAUUUCGAUAAUCUGAAGGAAUCAAACGCCUGAGUAGAGGAGAUCAUUGCAAAAAUCCGAGACAUUUUAUUGUCGUUCAGUGAGCAAUACCGCGCUAGCGCACUCAACGGCAACGUCAGCCCGAACCACGUGAUGAAUAUUAACCAAAGUUUCGAUUACUUCUUUGACCAUCUGAGUGAGUCGUACGCUUAAUAUACACCUCGACUAGGGUCAAUUAAGAAUAGAGAGCCUUCGCCUUCUUCUAAUCGUAUCAAUAUGUAUACCCGUACUAAUACAUGCAAUCUGCAAGACUGAAUAUUUAGCUUGUUAUUUAGUUGAACAACGGUUGUGGCCUAAACACCAUUCGCCCGCUGGAGCGUUGGUUUCCAGGCCACAACACCUUGUCUUUAUCUACUACCUAGUGUUAGUCGAUUCAUGUGUAGGACCUAGUGUUAACGCAAUAUUGUUUCCCGGGUGCAACAUCGAAACGACUAUGAAAUGUUUGGAGGAGGUUUGCAGUGAUCUGAAAUGUAAUAAUCUAGUCAAAACUGUUUAGCUUUAUUUAAAGUAUUUUGUACGAAACAAUGCCAUACUUAAUGUAUAAGCACAAAUAUGGUUCCUGAUGUUACUUUGUGUUUGAAACACAUUUGGUUAAUUUAUCGAAGCGAGACGCUGUUUUCUUUUAUUAUUUCACGAGUUCGAAUUGUGUACAGUUUUGUAUAAUUGUGUAAAUAGUAGAUUGUAUAUUCCCCGAGGGGUUUUACGUUGAUAGUAUUAUAUUUUUCAAAGUGGGGUAUGUUUUUUUAAUGCAUGGAUACUCGUUUUAGUGUAAAUAAAUAGACUGCUUUGAAGAGUAUAAGUAAGCUGUAGACGAUUUAUCGGUUCUAGUCCACCUCUACUAAGCGCAAAAUUUCAAUGUUUAGGAAGAACGCUUCAGACUUCUAGCACUAUGGCAAGCUUCUAGGUAAUCUAGUACAUGUUUCCAGUUUUCGUACGGGUGCUCACUUUUUUUGAGAUCAUCUUCCAUGACACUACAGUAUUAGUAAGGUUUCUUGUUUGUGUUCACUCUACCGAGGGUAUAUAUUCUUUUCGCUUAUGAAUGUAUAUAUUAAUAUAAAAAGUUAUUAUUGUUAAUGGACAUAAAAUGUUAGAACUUCCCUUGAGAAUAUUGUGCUUUCUAAAUAAAACAAACCUAAGUGUUUAUUAACAUCGUAGUUUCGAAGCUGUAUUCACGUUUAGUGCAUUUUAUACAUAACAUUCCCUCCUGCGCUAGCUUGUUUUAGGUAUAGAAUUUUGUAUAAAACCGACUUUUAGUUUUAUUUGACCGAACCAAAGCCACGAUCGAUUUAUGAGUGAUUAACAUAUCAGAAAUUGUUUACCCGAACUUCCAACUGGUUACACACACCCUUCUGUUUAUUUCGUUUAGUUGUUAAGCAGAACUGUAUGUCAUCUGUAUUGAUAACUUGGUGUAAAUUGAGACAACUGAUAUAUGUACAAGUACAAUAUGUAAGUUACCAUACAAAUCAGUAAAAUAAAGUAUUUGUAAUGUG
Molecule: messenger RNA, 5498 nt
Organism: Tribolium castaneum (red flour beetle)
Lineage: Eukaryota; Metazoa; Arthropoda; Insecta; Coleoptera; Tenebrionidae
Gene: dtn
Product: detonator
Exons: 12
Coding region: 244-4002 (1252 amino acids)
Source: RefSeq, a predicted model, not a curated record